This is a messenger RNA of Triplophysa rosa, 1320 nucleotides long. RefSeq names its product histone H2B-like. The transcript has a single exon. Bases 1 to 375 code for a protein of 124 amino acids. Lineage: Eukaryota; Metazoa; Chordata; Actinopteri; Cypriniformes; Nemacheilidae. Gene Ontology annotation, cellular component: nucleosome. Gene Ontology annotation, molecular function: structural constituent of chromatin; DNA binding; protein heterodimerization activity. The record is from RefSeq and is a predicted model, not a curated record.
AUGCCUGAACCAGCGAAGUCCGCACCCAAGAAGGGAUCAAAGAAGGCCGUCAUCAAGACCGCCGCGAAGGGAGGAAAGAAGCGCAGAAAGUCUAGGAAGGAGAGUUAUGCUAUCUACGUGUAUAAAGUCCUGAAGCAGGUUCACCCCGACACCGGUAUUUCUUCCAAGGCCAUGGGCAUCAUGAACUCUUUUGUCAACGACAUCUUUGAGCGCAUCGGAGGUGAGUCUUCUCGUCUCGCUCACUACAACAAGCGCUCCACCAUCACUUCCAGAGAGAUCCAGACCGCCGUUCGUCUUUUACUGCCCGGUGAGCUGGCCAAGCACGCCGUGUCCGAGGGAACUAAAGCCGUCACAAAGUACACCAGCAGCAAGUAAACUCGCUUGUAGCUUUCAACGCCCCAAAGGCUCUUUUAAGAGCCACCUACUCCGUUUGAUAAAGAGCUUUCUUGUGUGUAUGGUUAUCUUAAUCAUUGUUUGCAUAAUUUUUACGUGAAUAGAUACCAUAGUAUAGAGUAUUUUCUUCGCCGUGUUAAUUGCUAAUAGUAACGUUAUUUGUUUGAGUUAAGACUUCGAAAGAUUAUAAAAAACCUUACCUGAAAUAAAAUAAACGCAGAACCGGAAGAUUUCGUCUGUCCAGCCUGUUCGUUGAAUUACUUUUUUUUUUUUUAGCUUAAAAUGGCAUAUUCAACGACGGUAUUACAUAGAAAAUAAUACCAUAAUUGCCAUUCCUAUUCUGACAUUCAACAACACAAAAACACGUUUUUAAAUUAAUUGUCUCCUCAGUUUCACUCUGCUGUUUUUUCCACUGUUUUUCUGCAACCAGUAUGCGCGCGCAGCUGACAGUGACGUAACCGUGACGUCGACUCCAAAUCGGAGGGUAUUCAUUGAUGUCACUUUUCUAUGUGAACAUGCUGGGACACGUUCCCCUGAGUGGUAAACCACCAGCAAAGUGGCUAAAGAAACCGGUGUCAUGAGGUGUAUAAGGCUUGUUCGACUUCAUGCGGCGCCGCAAGAAUCUGCAGACGCCUGACAACAGCAAUGCAUUCUGGUUAGACUUUGAUCGGCGCUGUGCUGCAGCCGCCUUAAGAUCACGUGUGCCAUUAAAGUACCGCGAGAGCAAAACGAGACCAACCGCCUAGGCCAGGCAGAAAGGAAGAAAUGGGCGGGCUUUGGCGUUUGGAGGGGAGUUCAGUGAUUGGUUUGAAUUUUUCACAGACUCCAACCAAUAGGCGAACGAAAGGCACUGAUAAAUGCUGGAAACCACAACGACCAUGUCAUAAAUUGCUUGGAUUUCUAUAAUCGAAAGGAGUUUUCAUCUUA